This is a messenger RNA of Emericellopsis atlantica, 3897 nucleotides long. RefSeq lists its product as uncharacterized. Gene Ontology annotation, biological process: mitochondrial transcription. Lineage: Eukaryota; Fungi; Ascomycota; Sordariomycetes; Hypocreales; Bionectriaceae. The transcript has 2 exons. The record is from RefSeq and is a predicted model, not a curated record. Gene Ontology annotation, molecular function: DNA-directed RNA polymerase activity; mitochondrial promoter sequence-specific DNA binding. Gene Ontology annotation, cellular component: mitochondrial DNA-directed RNA polymerase complex. The coding region runs from base 1 to 3897 and encodes 1298 amino acids.
AUGCUCAGCAACCACGCCCUACCCUCCUUACCGUCACAGAACCCGAACAUGGUCUCGCCUUUCGACCCCUUCUCCUUGGUCGCCUUGCCCGACCCAUCAUCCGCCAGCCCCAACAUGGGACCAGCCUUCAGUCGAGCAAACAAGGAUGGUGUUGGUGGCGACCCGACAGAGCUUAUUUCGGUGUUCGACGCCUGCCUCCGCGUUGGCAGGCUAGAGAGGGCCAUGCUUGUGCUCAACCGGGUUGAUACGAUACCGUCAUUCACCGAGGAGGAGCGCAUCGUUCUUCACAAUCAGUUUCUCCGAGCGGCCAUUCAAAAGUUACGGACGAGUCCGAAUGCCAAACAGGAGGCCAACUCCUUGCACCAAUGGUACGAGAUGAACAUUCGCAGGUCGCGCGCACAAGGUCUUCCCCACACGCCCGAGACUAUUGCGUGUAUGCUCAAGAUUUCGAUCGUCUCCGAGAGUGGAACGAGGUUGCGACGGCUCGUCAAGAGGUACAUGGGAAUGGCGCCUGGCGAAGCGGGACUGCAGGUCUUGUACAUGGCGGAUAUCCUCAGCGACUCCGACCUGGCUACCAUUACCGAAAUUUGCCCCACCUACAACUUUGAGAGCGAGCCGCAGAUCGAGGACGGGGAGCUCGAAGCCCAGGUGGAAGAGGCCAACGCACGCGCGCAGACUGAGGAGGGACUUGCACAGGCCACACCCGAGCUGGCGAGCACGGACCAGCGUGGUGAGGGCUUGAAGACCUUGCGCCAAGGUCUUGCCUUUCUCAGGGAUAUUCAAGACGUCGACGUAUCGGCGCUGCCCGAGGCUGAUCAGCGCGAGAUCCAACUCCAGCUCGAACGCGACUCCAUCGGCUCCGCUCUGAGUCGAUGGCGACUCGAAAACCAGAAGCGACAACAGCAAGGCGUCCAGACGGCCAUUACCGGAUCGAAUUCGCAAGGCUUGCCAGGUCAUGUCGCAUCAUGGCUCCAGGCAACGGAAGACAAGUUGAAGGAGGAAUUCAAACUGAUUGUGGCCUCUGAGCAAAAAGCGAAGAAGGGCAAAGCUGAUCUUGAGCGAUGCGCCUACGGCUCGCUGAUUAUGCAAAGCGAGCCCGCCCGUCUGGCUGCUGUCACGAUCCUCACUGUUCUCAAUGCCAGCGCGCACAUUGGCAUGGACAAGGGCACACCCGUGAGCCGUCUUUUCAAUCUCAUUGGUGGCGCAGUCCAAGAAGAUGUCUUUUUGCAAAGUAAGGAGAGGAGGCGCAAAGAAUUCAAAAAGCGCAACCUGUCAUACAACAAAGCAAAGGCUGAGGGUCGGACCGAAGAAGAAAUCAAGGAGGAGCAGGAACUUGCGGCGCAAAGUCGUCUGAUCGAGGAACCUCACGAAGCCAAGGAACGUCUAGCUGGUCGCGUGGAUCAGCUGUGGUCACUGCAGACAAGGGCCAAGGUGGGCUCAGUCCUGUUGAAGACCCUCAUCGAGACGGCGAAAAUGAAGGUUACGAAACGUGAUCCUCAGACCGGCGCAGCUGUUCAUCAGUACCAGCCUGCCUUUAUCCACGGGACCGAGGUUCGGAGAGGCAAAAACCAGGGCGUGAUCAACCUGAACGCCGCCCUGGUGGAAAACCUGAAGCGCGAGCCCAUGCCGGACUUCAUGGCGAAGCACCUUCCGAUGAUCACCCCGCCCCGACCAUGGCAGAGUCUCAAGGAGGGUGGAUUCCUUGAAUCCAAGGCUCAGCUCGUCCGUUUCGACUCGGGCGAUGUUGAGCAAGGGCUGUACGCAAAGGCGGCUGUGAACGCUGGCGACUUCAAGACCGUUUUCAAAGGCCUUGAUGUCCUGGGCAAAACAGCUUGGAGGAUCAACACCAAGGUUCUCAACGUGCUCGUGGAAGCUUGGAAUCGUGGUCUUGACAUUGCCAACAUCCCUCCCCUCAACGUCGACACACCCACCCCUGCUGAGCCAGAUCAAGUCACAGACCCAGAGGGUUAUCGGCAGUGGCUCAGGGUUGUCAAGCGCAUCGAGAACGAACGUGCUGGCAAGCACUCGGAAAGGUGUCUCAUGAAUCUGCAGCUCGAGGUCGCGCGCGCCUUCAGGAACCAGACCAUCUACUUUCCCCACAACGUCGACUAUCGUGGACGAGCCUAUCCGAUCCCCACGUAUCUCAAUCACAUGGGCGCUGACCACAUGCGUGGUAUCCUCACCUUCGCCAAGGGUAAGCCUCUCGGUGCCAGAGGCUUGCGAUGGCUCAAGAUUCAUCUGGCCAACGUUCACGGCCUCGACAAGGCCAGUUUCAACGACCGUGAAGCAUUCGCGACCGAGAACCUCGCCAACAUCAGGGAUUCGGCGACUAACCCCCUCGAUGGCGAGCGCUGGUGGCUGAAGGCCGAGGACCCAUUCCAGUGCCUGGCUACUUGCUUCGAGCUCAAAGCAGCUUUCGACCUCGAGGAUCCCACCCAGUAUGUGUCUCAUAUGCCUGUGCAACAGGAUGGUACUUGCAACGGCCUUCAGCACUACGCUGCGCUCGGUGGUGACACUUGGGGCGCGAAGCAAGUCAAUCUUGAGCCUGGCGACAAGCCUGCCGACGUCUACUCAGCUGUGGCGAAUUUGGUCAAGGAGGCGAUCGUCAAGGACGUUGCUGAUGAUAACCCUGUGGCGAAAAUCCUGGACGGCAAAAUCACACGCAAGGUGGUCAAGCAAACUGUCAUGACCAACGUGUACGGUGUCACAUACUCUGGUGCGAAGAAACAGGUUUGCAAGCAGAUUGAUGCUCUGUACCCGAGCCUCGGACCCGACAAUGGGAUGACCAACAUGGACUUGUCUGCCUACAUCGCCAGGAAGAUCUUCGCCGCCCUGGCGUCUAUGUUCCGCGGUGCGCACGACAUUCAGUACUGGCUCGGAGAGGCUGGAGGCCGAGUUUGUCGCGCCUUGACCAAGACGCAGCUGGACCAAAUGGCGGAGAACUACAACGACGAACCCGAGGUCGUGGGCAAGGGGGGCGCAACUGUCAAGAAGGCCAAGGACCCCUCAGGCAAGAAGGGCAUCGAUGAGUUGACAAACAGCUUCCGAUCCACCGUUGUGUGGACGACGCCCCUGCGUAUGCCUGUCGUCCAGCCCUACCGCAAGCCCAGCGUGCGCGAGGUCCGGACGUGCAUGCAGACGGUCGCAUUUGCUGUCAGGGAACAAACCGACCCUGUCAACCGUAGAAAGCAACUGCAGGGAUUCCCUCCCAACUUCAUCCACUCCCUGGACGCCAGUCAUAUGCUGCUCUCGGCCCUGCAGUGCAACGAGCUUGGCUUGGACUUUGCCGCUGUCCACGACUCUUUCUGGACUCAUGCAGCUGAUGUCGAUGCCAUGAACGGUGUGAUCCGCGAGGCAUUCAUCCAGAUUCACGAGGAAGACAUUAUUGGCCGCCUGGCAGCCGAGUUCAAGACGCGUCACCACGGGUCUCUCUAUCUCGCCCACAUUGACCCCGAGACCCCGGUUGCCAAGAAGAUCAAGGCAUUGCGCACGCGUAGCAAGCUCUCGCCCAAGCAGGAGCUCCUCCUCGAACACAAGCGCAACACCCUGAAGCUCUCCGGCAACCCGUGGGAUCUGGAGGCGGCCAAGCAGAUCGUCACUCCUGCCUCCGUGUAUGAGGACAUGGCCGCUGCCGAGGCAGACGUGUCCAUCAAGGAGGAUGCCGCGGGCAUGCAGCUGGGCGCGAUCCCCGAUGCGACAGAAGAGGCGGCGCAGGACGCCUUGCUCGAGGAGGACGCUGAGGAUGCCGCGGCAGAUGCGAAGGCGCCUGUCAAGAAAGCGGCCAAGGUGACCCGGUCGGCGGUGCCUGUCUGGCUACCGCUGACCGUCCCCGAGGUCCCCAAGAAGGGCGACUUUGAUGUUCGCAGACUCCGGGACAGCAAAUACUUUUUCUCUUGA